AUGUCACCAAUUAAAUGUUCUUUAUCAGUUUCAACCCAAUCAAAAACACCCCAGUUUGAUUUAAAAACUUAUUGGACAACCUUGAUUCAAGAAAUCAAUCAGAAACUAGACCAAGUCGUUCCUAUUGAGUAUCUAGAUAAGAUUUAUGAAGCCAUGAGGUAUUCUGUUCUUGCUAAAGGUGCUAAAAGAGCUCCUCCUGUUAUGUGUGUUGCUUUUUGUGAGCUCUUUGGUGGUAAUCGUCUUGCUGCCUUCCCUACUGCAAUGCGGUUUUCUUAUGAGAAAGGCGAAUUGUAA
Dovyalis caffra is the source of this 294-nucleotide messenger RNA. NCBI's taxonomy places the organism in Eukaryota, Viridiplantae, Streptophyta, Magnoliopsida, Malpighiales, Salicaceae. The record is from the annotation of a GenBank genome assembly.